Messenger RNA from Pipra filicauda (Wire-tailed manakin), 2275 nucleotides. It is a transcript of the gene CUNH1orf146, whose product is annotated as chromosome unknown C1orf146 homolog. Gene Ontology annotation, cellular component: chromosome. The transcript is spliced from 5 exons. Gene Ontology annotation, biological process: reciprocal meiotic recombination; synaptonemal complex assembly. The record is from RefSeq and is a predicted model, not a curated record. NCBI's taxonomy places the organism in Eukaryota, Metazoa, Chordata, Aves, Passeriformes, Pipridae. The coding region runs from base 57 to 674 and encodes 205 amino acids.
GUUUCUGGACGUCUUUAUGGGGGCACUUCCAGGGUGGUCAUUAGGAGCCAGUCGCGAUGCACGCCAUGGAGCAGCGGCGGAGGAAAGGCAGCUGCGGCGCCUCCUCACCUCACCCCGGCGCUGUUCCGUGCCUGUGUCUGUUCAGAAGGUGUCACCUGGGAUCUCACUGCAGAGCCAGUGGACCAUUGAAAAAAAUGACAGAAAGCUGUGGGCAGGAGCAGACGAGAUGGAUAACAACAGUCAUUAUGAGCACAGCUCUCCAGGAUCAUGAAAUUUCUACAAUUCUACAGAGACAACAACACCGAGUUCGAUAUUCAGAAUCAGUGGAAACUGGAUCUGUGAUUUUUCCUCUUUCUGGUGUUGCAUUUAUACUGUCAGACACUCAAGAUUUGCUUAGGACAGGGGAAGAACAGUUUUCUGAAAGAAUUCAGAAGUUCAUAGGCAUUCAUCGGAACAGUUUUCUGGUUUUGUCAGCUGCUCUUCAUGGAUCAGAAGAAUGGAAUGUCAUGUUCAGGAUUCAGAAAAGUGACCAUGCACUGGACCAGGCUGCCCAGAGAGGUGGUGGAGUUUCUCUCACUGGAGAUAUUCCAGAACCAUCUGGACGAAAUCCUGUGCAAUGUGUUCUACGACGACCCUGCUUGAGCAGGAAGGAUGGACCAGAUGAACCAUCGUGAUCUCUUUCAACCUUACCUAUUCCGUGAAUUAUUUCCAGGAAUAUGUAUUUUAUUUUGCUAAUAUACUGGAAAAUUAUUUGAGGCAUUAAUAAAGAGAAUAUAAAGUGAGACAAUAUGACAUAUUAUAGGCAACAAGAGGAUGUACCUCAAAACAUAACAAGUAAUAUUCCCUUCAAUCACUUUAGGGCUAUGUAAUAUAAUAAAAGUUUUCUCUUGAACUGAAAAAUGAAGUAAUUUUCUUAGUUCUGUCACCAUCUUUUCAUGGUCAUUUUCAAAACAGAACAGGCAAGUUUACUUAAUUAGAAGAGGCUUUAUUGGCAAGUGCAGAUUAUUUACCAGCUUUUAAAAUCUGUUUACUUGGAACAGUGUCUAUUAUACAGAGCUUAACAAUUGAAAUAGUGUUAUUUUAUACCAAAAGUAUAAAACUGGACAUUAAAACUGGUUUGUUUAAAACUUUUGUCUGUGUUUUCUAAUGAAGCCUGAAAACUUGCAUAUUUCUGUACAUAUCUGCUGACAACAGUGAUCAGACUGCUUGUAGUCAGGACUAUUUUCUGGUAGGUACAGUAGCCCGAACUGCAGCUGUCACUCUUGGCCUCAAGAAGUGACUAUUGUAAUGAAGUCUUUGAUCUUUACCUCCUUGAAACAAACACCAGUUUCAUUAAAUCCCGGGCAUACUGCCAAAUGUUGAUGAAUAGCAGAGUGUAUGGGAUGAAAUGUAAGAAAUCUAUUACCCGUUUGUGAAAAUGCCAUACAUUUUCAUGAGAGGUCUUAAAAGUUCUGCCACCAUUCAGCAAGAACCUGUUAUUCAGCUGAUGGCAAGGCUAAUUUCUCAGUCUAGAUUUUGGUUACAUACAACAGAAUUUGUGCAUCUGUUGAUCACUAAAACGCAAUGUUUUUGGAACUGUAUUCCAUUUGGCAAGUCAGUAAUCUUAUUAAAAUAAAAAUAGUUUUAUCAUUGCAAGCAAUAUCAAAUUCAUGUUGACGAGGCACAAUUAUAUUUUAAAUGCAUUUGCUUUUUUACUACCUGGUAUCUUGGAAUUCUGUUGUAUGUAAAGCACUGACUGAGCUUCUGCAUUGGUGGGGUUGAAACUUGUGCCACGUUCUUUCAAACUACAAGUCACCUGUUGGAUUUGUUAAAAAACAGAACACCUUAGUACUCAGUUUGUCUUCUAUUACUGUUUCUUUCUGCUUAUCUAUGGUUUUGCUGCAUCUGGGGAAGGAUUGUUUUUUAUUAUUAACAAGAAAAUUAUAGGAUUCUUCAUCAACAACAUGAACACCUUCUGUAAGGUUGUGUAUAGUGUGGGGGAAGCGGGAGAAAAGCAGUAGCUUAAAUGAGCAUUCCACUAAUAACCUCAGUAGGUGUGUAUGUUAGGUUUUUAACACCCUGGAGGAAAGACCAGAUGUGUUCAAAUGGCCAGUAUUCUGUCUGUUAAACAAAUUAAAACUAAAUUUAGACCUGCUGUAAUUGGAAGCAGAACUGUUUAUAAAAACAGAUUUUCAUGGAUCUAGGUAAAUACAUGUAACUGUUUCUUUGUUGCACUUUGUUCAUUCAUCAUGCUUUGCUUAGCCCAUUCUAGUAUUAAUAAAAUUGCAUCAAUUUA